AUUCUAUUCGACAGUGUUUGCUGUCUGACUAACUAUUCCAGUUCGGAGCAGUAGUUAGCCAUUACGACUCAAUAACUACACACUUACACAAUGGAGGUGCAUUCCUGGAACUCGAGCAGCGGCAACAGCGCCACCAGCGCCAGCAACACGGACAGCCUAUUGGAGCCCACCGAACCGGAGGUGCAACAGAUUGCCGCCGAGCUGGAGCUGAUGAAGGGCUAUCUGGAUAAUUUGGAGCUGCAGCUUAAGACGGGCGUGCCCGCGUGUCCGCCACGUUUGCCCGUCGAUUGCGCUAAUAUAGAGCCAGAUCUGAAGGAUUCCAGCGAUGCGAACAUUAGACAGCUGCAGCGCAACGUCUACAAGCUGGAGCAUCAAAUUGCCGAACUGUUUGCUUGCUCCGACAUGGCCAAGGAUAUGCUGACCGUACUGGGAUGCUCCUUCUGCCAACUGCAGCGAGACAUGCGCGAUGCACGCCAACAAUACGAUGCCGUCGAAUCGAUAAAGCUACAAACGGAUCAUCAGGCAUCGCUCUGUCUGCAGCGUUACACGCAUUUGUGCCACAUGUUCGCUAAUUGGAGCGAUAGCAAGGAGAACGCCAAGGAAAUGCAGUCGGUAUUCUUGAAUUAUGUGGAGUCGAUGCACACAAAGGCAGCAUACCUUGCAGAGAAGCACAUUCGGUACAAGCAGUUGGAGGAAGCUGAAAAUAUUUGUAUGCUCGCCACCAAGCAGCUGAUCCGACAGGCCAAGGAUGUGGAGGAUUAUCUGGACGCGCUGCUCGAUGUCCAGCUGUUUAGCCAGGUGUCGUGUGUUAAUCCUGGAUAUCAUACUGUUGGGGAACUGGAGCCGAAUAACGUAUGCUUUAAAAGCAACAUUUUACCAACGAUUCCGCCCUUUGUUUCGUUCUCGAGCACCUGGCAUUAUCGCAUGAUGCACAUGAUCAAGCAUAAGUUAAUGUUGAAUAUUUUACCCAAGCACAAGACCCAUUAGGGAUGAAGUACAUUAGAUACAUUUAUAGAAUAGAAUAUUUUGCAAGACUUGUA
Messenger RNA from Drosophila virilis, 1040 nucleotides. RefSeq lists its product as uncharacterized. The record is from RefSeq and is a predicted model, not a curated record. Lineage: Eukaryota; Metazoa; Arthropoda; Insecta; Diptera; Drosophilidae.